Antrostomus carolinensis (chuck-will's-widow) is the source of this 6114-nucleotide messenger RNA. It is a transcript of the gene MKI67, whose product is annotated as marker of proliferation Ki-67. Gene Ontology annotation, biological process: regulation of mitotic nuclear division; regulation of chromosome segregation. NCBI's taxonomy places the organism in Eukaryota, Metazoa, Chordata, Aves, Caprimulgiformes, Caprimulgidae. The annotation marks the transcript as partial. Gene Ontology annotation, cellular component: nucleus; chromosome. The record is from RefSeq and is a predicted model, not a curated record. The transcript is spliced from 9 exons.
AUAAUGCUGAGUGUGAAGAAAAAAAUGCCAAUGAAAAUAAACAAAGUACAGAGGAAAAUAUUUCCAAAGCUUUACCCAUGAAACUACAAACACCCAAAUCUUCACAGAGAAUAUAUCAGUCAGUCAAAAAGCAAAAUGAAAUGUCUCCCUUUAGUAAACUCUAUGAGAAACUGAAACAUGACAUUAAAGUGAAAAAUCCUCUGCACGAGGCAAAGGUAUCUCAACAAGCUGCAAAAGGAGAUGGUCAGAGUGUUCUGCCACAACCAAGGGCUCAGAUUUCAUCAUCAAAUUGUGUGUAUGGUCUGGGAAGCCUGACUAAAGAAAAAGAAUUAGGCAGAAGUGAAAAUAUUGAAGAAUGUAAAAUAAAAAUACAGGAGGGAACAAUCAAUUCUGAAUUUAAUCAGAUCUCAGCUGUAGGAAGUGCCACCAAGAAGAGUUUUACCAGAAGUCCUCGAACUUCUCUUUCAAAGGAGGUGUCAAGAGAUACUGGUAGAAGAAGUCACUUGCAGGAUCAUAAGGAACUAAGUACGGGAGGCAAAUCUGAAGGUGCUGAAGUUACCACCAAACCCAGUAAGGAGAAGGUUGGAAAUUCUCCAGCGUUUUCACUGAAGCCCUGCUCUAUAGAAUGCUUGGGCUCAGGUGACAUGAAAAUACACAGCUCUGCAGUACUAUCAGAUAAACGACCACAAGCAACCAACAUGACAAGUGUUUCUGAAGGAGAUAAAUACAUCCUGUCUACACCAACGCCCAGAAGGAAGAGCCUUCGGGCUCAAUUUGUGUCACCUACCGAAGAAACCAGUGGGAUGGAGCCUGUAAAUAAUACUGCUCCCAUAAUUCGACGACGUGUGUUACUGAAACUUAAGUCUUUAUCCGAAAUUUCAGCUGAAACUCCAAGGGAAGGUUCAGUGUGUGGAAGUGAUAACUUCAAACCACCGCCUUCGUCAGAAGAGAAAUGCUUAAAACAAAGACAAGAUACUACACAAGAUACACCAGGAAAACCUGGAAAAGAAGAAAUGCUGAAAGAAAUUUCCGAUCAGGCAAACUUUGUUAACUCAAAAGAGGGACAGUUUGAAACUCCGACUUCUUUUUCUAAUUCCAAGAGUCCCAGGAGAAGUAACAGGCAGAGUAAAGAAUUAUCAAACAAAAGUGUCCCUUUGGAGACACUGGCUUCAGAGGAGUUGUCAUCAGAACAGGCAUCUCCUGCUGGUCAGAAACCUGGCUCUGGAAGAAGGAGGGGCAGGCCAAGGAGCUCUGGACUGCUGACUGAAGAAGCAUUGGAGACAAAUGCCAGCCAGGAGCUUGGAGGUGAGACCACAGAGAGAAAAGACAGUGGAACUGAGGAAGAGCCGGCCACAAAGAUGUGUCAGCAGGCAGAGGAUGUAGAAGGUGCCAGUGCUAAAAGACCUCGUAGGUUGUCAUCAAAGAGAAGGUCUUCUGGAUGUGCUAGUCCAAAAAGCAACGUGGCUGUCUCAGAAAUUAAUAUUCCUGGCCUGUCCACUGCUGAAGAAUCAGGCAAAACAAAAAGGACACCUCAGAAGAGGAAAACCGACGGUUUGUUACUUCAGUCUUUAGGAAAAAGAAAAAGAGUGUCUUUUGGUGUUCAUCUAAGUCCAGAGCUUUUUGAUAAAAGUUUGCCUCCCAACUCCCCCCUUAAAAGAGGCGCGAUUCCCGCGAGGCUGAGCUUGCCGUUUGGACAUUCGCCACGUGCCGUUCUCAAAAAGGCUCAGGGGUUGAAGAACUUUGCAGCCCAGAAAGGAAAAGUGUCACCAAAAAGUUCACCAGCUCAGAAGUCUCCAGCUUCCUCAUCCCCUGCCUCUAGGAAAGCAACACCUACACUUGCUCUGGGCUCUCCAACACCUUACAAAAAGGGACGUUUCUCCAUUUCUCACAUCACAACACCAUCACCAGAUGCAGGAGACGUGAAUACAAAGGGGAAAAAUGGUUCCCCAGUGAAAACACGUAAAUCUUCUCACCUUAACCAAGAUGAUAAAACCUUAAUGGCUAAACCUGCCAAAUUAAGGAGAAGCACACAAUUUGAUUCUAAGGUCACGCCCAUGAAGAGGAAGAGUGGGGCUGCAGCAGUUAUCAGUGCAAAGAGAAGAAGUGGUGCCUCUAGUGCCAACUUACUAGUUGCAAAAUCUUGGGCGGAAGUGGUAAAAUUAGGUAUUGCAAGAUCACAAUCAAAGACUGUUAAAAAAAGUGUCCAAAAGGGAAGAUCCCUUAAGAAGACAACCCAGUCAGCAAAGACUCCAGAGAGAAAAAUAAAAGGUCAUUUUAGUACAGGUCAUGCGGAGUCACCUGCUACAAUAGUUGUAGGUAAAGCUUAUUCUACCACAGUGAGAACAGCUGCACAGGUGCCUAAAGUGGUAAGAAAUCCCAUCUCGAAGCUCGAUAUGAAAAUGGACGAAAGCUUCACAGGAAUGACUGAAAUGUUUCAAACGCCAAAAACUAAGAGUAGAAAGACAUCACCUGCAGCCAGUGUUCGGAAGACUGAUUUUUCACCAAUAUAUGUUGAUGUGGAAAUGUCUGAAUUGCACACCCCUGAGGAGUCUGGUGAGAUGAUGGUGUCGCCAUUAAAUAGUUCAGAUGCUUCAGAACAGAAACAAGAUAGCCCACGCCUUUGUCACGUUCUGAGAGAGAGGGGACCUCUGAACUCUAUGUUUGAUGCAACAUCCACAAAAACUCCUGAAACAAGAAAAACUAGGCUGGAAGAAAAUAGUAGUGUGGCUGGUUUGCCAAUAAUGCCAGAAAAGCGAGUGUCUCUGAAAUUGGGAAGUCAAAGGAGGACUCCAAAGCAGAAGCUGGAGUCAGUUGAGGUCAUGUCAGGCAUCAAGCAGCUUUUUAGGACACCAGAGCAAAAGUCAGAGCCAGCUGAGGUUCUAUCAGGCAUCAGGUGUCUCAUGAGAACCCCACGGCAGAAGGCAGAGCCAGUCAAGGUUCUAUCAGGCAGCAAGCAGCUGAUGAGGACCCCACAGCAGAAGCCAGGAGAUGAGGUCCUGUCAGACAUCAAGGGGCUCUUCACAACCCCACAGCAGAAGCCAGAAGAUGAGGCCCUGUUAGACAUCAAGGGGCUCUUCACAACUCCGCAGCAGAAGCCAGAAGAAGAUGAGGUGCUGUCAGACAUCAAGGGGCUCUUCACAACCCCACAGGAAGAGUUAGAACCUGUUAGAGAUGAAAUUGCCCUUAAAAGAUUGCUGAAGACUCCAGUACAAAAAACAGAAGGAGUAAAAGAUGUGGUGGGUGUUACUUCAAUCAAGAGAACUCCAAAGCUGAAAUAUCAACCAGUAGAAGACAUGAGUGGGGUCAGCUGUAUGUUCAAGACACCAAAGGAAAAAGCCAAACCUGUAGAAGAUGCGUUUGGUAUCAGUAGACUAGUGAAGACUCCGAGAGAGAAGUAUGAACCAGUUGAUGAUUUUGUGGGUCUGCAGAGGCUUCUGGCAGAACCCAAGGAGAAAUGUUGUGAUAUUGAAGAGGACUACGGUGGAGUUAAGGAAAUGUUUGAUAUUCCAGAGGAAACUCAGGUCAGAUCAGUAAAUGUUACAGAUCCUAAACAAGACGCUGCACCUCCUUGCACUUAUUCCAGUCAUAAAUUUGAAGACAAAGGUGAAGAUUCUCAACAGAAAGAAUCAACUAGUGAAGACCAAUCUACCCAGAGACCAAUGAGGGGCAGAUCACGGAAGACAGUACAUCCUACUUCAGCAAAGCAGUGUGAAAAGAAUUUGAAUUUAAAAGAAUUGCAAGGUCUGGAAAACAAGAGCACCCAAGAGGAGAUGGGAGGGGUCAGUAAUUCAACUCCAGGAGCUAAAAACAAAGGAAGAGGAAGGAGAACGAACCGUUGCAUCCAGGAUGAAAUUGUUUCAAAGCACCCUGAUCAGGAAAAAGUUGAAACUGUUUCAUUUGUGGAACCACGUGGAGCUACUCAAAGAUUGGGAAGAGGUAAAAGGAAAGAAAUGAAUCUUGAGUCACGUGGCAAAGAUUCUUCAGUGCUACAAAAAGAACCUGCAAAUAUGAAACAUGCCAUCGGUGACCUGUUAGAAACUGAAGAUGAUCCAACCAUGAAGACAGUACCUGUAUCUAGUAGCGUUCAAAAAAGUCAACUGCAAGCAAGUUUAAAAACACCUGAAAACAAACCUGAUGAAGGUGCUGUAGAAGACAGUGAAGAAAUGCUGCUGCCACCUGCCAAGAGAUCUAGAGGAGUAAAAAAAGUAGAAAACACAGAACCACUGUUUUCCCCUAAAAGAGGAAGAAGAGCUAGAAAUGACCAAAUUAAACAAGUUCCUUCAAAGGAUCUUCAUGGGACAACAAGAAAGCUUCGCAAAGACCCAUCAGUGAAGACGAUACAGAGAGGUGAACGAGCUUUUGACAAAGAUCCUGAGACUCCCUCAGCAGAGGAAUCUGAAGGUGAAAUAAAGACAACAGAGAAAAGAGUUAGGUCUUUAAGAAGUGCCAGAAAUCACUCAACUGAAGUAAAAGGAGACAUUAGCAGGAUGGCACUUGAAAAUACACAGAACAUUCAGAAAACUGAGGAACCUUCAACUGAAACUGGUGCUGAAACACAGUCACACGUCGAAAACGAGAUUCAGAUAUCUCAGGGAGAUGAAACAGAAAAUGCUCAGGGAAAUACAACAGAGGCAUCUCAAAAUUUAAAGGCAGAGUUAUGUUCUGGAGAGACCAACAAAAUGCCAGUUACUGCUCUGAACCUGGAAGCAAGAAGUGCAGUACAAGAAAGAAACAGAGCUAGAAGCAGAAGAGGCAAAAAUUACUCUUUGAAGGAAAAGUCUGAUGAAUUUGAAGAUCUAAACAACCUAGAAAGAAUUUCUCCCAAAUUUAAGUCAGAAACAGAAAUGGACAGAUCUUCCCUCAAAGAUUCUUUGAGCUCAGUUUGUGUCCAGAAUACUUACCAAGUCAUGAAGAACCAGAAUGACCCAGCUGGCACAUCACUACGUGCCACAAACAGUGGCAGCCUUGCUCAGAGCCGUCAAAAGCGGACAGGAAACGGACAGGGAAUACUUAAACCAAAGCAAACAGAAAUCCUGCAAGAGAAGAGAGCACUAAACAGUAGAAGAGGCAGAGGUAGAAAAGUUGAUUUCAAACUGGAAGAAGCUAGUUCCAAAACUGUUGGAGACAAAAAGAGUUUACCUGAGGGUGACAAAGGAAUGACUGAUCAAGAUGGUCAACGUAAGGCUUCAGAAAAUCCCUCUUCACAAGUAAAGAGGAGCAGAGGAAAGCGAGUAGAUUCCAUGCUUCAAAUAGCUUGUUCUGCCUUUAUGGAAAAACAAACAUUAAUUGCAGAUCAUGGUAAAGAUGAGGCUUUUGUAAAAAAACAAGAUUCAACUUUGGAAGCUACUCCUUCAACAGAAGACAAUCCACCGAGACGAGGGAAAAGACGAGAGGUUGCUGCAGCAUCACAAACAUCUCAGUGUCUUUCUACCAGGAAAAGACGUAGGUUGCUAGAAGGUGAUGAUAACAACAUGACUGUGAGAGAAGAUAAGAGUACUGAUGAAGAUCAAAAUAUGCCUUUGGAAACAGUGUCCUGUGCAGAAAAGAAGCCACUUGGAAGGGGCAGAAGGAAGGAAAAUGCUCUGGCAUCACACACAACUCGUAACAUUUCUCUUAGAGGAAAAUGCAGUUUGCCAGCAGAUAGUGGUAGUGAACAACAACAGAGUAUGUGUGUGAAAACAGCUCCAUCUGCAAAAGAAAAUCCAUCAAGAGUGGGCAGGGGGAAAAGAAUUCCUUCCAAAUCCGAAGAAAUGAGUCCCACUUCUCUCAGGGCAAAACCUGGCUUGCCCAAAGGUAGAGUUCAAAAGAGGAUUCUUAAAGAAGGUGAAGAUACAUCUCUAGAAAACAAUUCAUCCCAGGAAAAAACAUGGCAAUUGAGGAAUAAAAGGAAAAAGGCAGAAGUCACAUCAAAGGCAGCUGCUUCUGUUUCUAACUGUAAAAAUGACAAGGCUUUGAAACCUCGGAGUGUGCGUUCGACAUCCACUGGUUCUGAAAAAAAUCAGCAGUCGGGAAGAGGAGAAGAGGGGAACCCAAUACAACGGGCAGCUCCUGCUGCUCUCAGAAGAAAAUGUCUGUUGCCAGCAGAUGACUUAGCAUCCAAGAAAGUAAAACCAG